AUGCUCGUGCCAAAUCGAGAGCGCGCCGCACGCCAGUUAGACGCUGGCGUCCUCCACGCACGUGUGCGCACGCGAGCCUCGCUCGCCCGGCCCCUAGACGGCGCGGUGCCUGCUGCCGCUGCUACUUGUCAAAAAUCUAGAUGUGCCCGACUUCUCCUCAACGCAGUCUUCCCGUCCUCGUCCACUCUCACCUACGGCUUGGAUGUGAAGGUGUUGGCGGAGGCUACUGUCAAGCGAUUUUAA
This is a messenger RNA of Mesocestoides corti, 243 nucleotides long. The record is from the annotation of a GenBank genome assembly. NCBI's taxonomy places the organism in Eukaryota, Metazoa, Platyhelminthes, Cestoda, Cyclophyllidea, Mesocestoididae.